GUCUUUGUCCCUGAUUCUCCAUCCCUCUCAAUCUUCCUCAUUUGCUCUCUCUCCGACCUUGCGAACCGAGCGAUCGAAACCCCAGGGCCGCCGCCAUGCUCCGCCACAUCGCUACCCGCAUUCUGCCUCGAUCCAGCAUCGUCGCCGCCCGGGCGCGGCCUUUCUCCACCGACCUGCCGGCGGCUACGGUGACCGAUGACAAGUUCGUGGAGGCGUGGAAGAAAGUGAUCCCCAACAUUGAGCCGCCCAAGACCCCUCUGGCCUAUAUGACUCCUCGCCCCCCAACCCCUUCUUCGAUUCCAUCCAAGCUCACCGUCAACUUCGUCCUUCCCUACGCUUCCGAGCUUUCCGCCAAAGAGGUUGACAUGGUCAUAAUUCCAGCCACAACAGGACAUAUGGGUGUCCUCCCAGGGCACGUAGCAACAAUCGCAGAGCUGAAACCCGGUGUCAUGUCGGUGCAUGAAGGGAACGAAGUGAAGAAGUACUUCGUUAGCAGCGGGUUCGCAUUCAUCCAUGCAAACUCUUACGCGGACAUAAUGGCAGUGGAGGCUGUGCCAGUCGAUCAGAUUGACGCGAGCCUGGUCCAAAAGGGCCUUGCGGAAUUCACCCAGAAACUUUCCUCAGCCACAACUGAUUUGGAGAAAGCUGAAGCUCAGAUUGGAGUGGAUAUUCACAGUGCCCUCAACUCUGCCCUUGCUGGCUAGUGGUGAUUAGUCCCCGUGUUUCAGCUCAGCCCCUCCUCCUUCCUGAUUCAAUAAUUAAUCCUCUCCUCUUCUGCCCGUCUCUUCAACACUGAAGAUCAUUGUCUCGUGACAGAAAACUUGCUUUUUGAGAUGUUUCAGUUUCUUGCUUUGCCCUUGUUGAAUGAAUGUGGGAAAGAUGCACCAUCUCCUUGAACAAAUUUAUUUCUGACUGAGCAGCAAAGUUUGAGUAGAAUCUUCAAAAUUAGAAAGCUCCA
Diospyros lotus (date-plum) is the source of this 958-nucleotide messenger RNA. RefSeq names its product ATP synthase subunit delta', mitochondrial-like. Gene Ontology annotation, molecular function: proton-transporting ATP synthase activity, rotational mechanism. The record is from RefSeq and is a predicted model, not a curated record. Bases 96 to 704 code for a protein of 202 amino acids. Lineage: Eukaryota; Viridiplantae; Streptophyta; Magnoliopsida; Ericales; Ebenaceae. The transcript has 2 exons. Gene Ontology annotation, biological process: proton motive force-driven ATP synthesis.